Messenger RNA from Vitrella brassicaformis, 4377 nucleotides. NCBI's taxonomy places the organism in Eukaryota, Vitrellaceae. The record is from the annotation of a GenBank genome assembly.
CGUUCAUUUGCAACCAUCUGCCAGUCUUGAGAGUGAAUGAAUGAACACGUUGAACACGUUCGACACGUUGAACACGUCGGGGAAGCUACGAAAGGGAGCGUAUAUAAGUGAGGUUGGGGCAAAAUACUAUAACCACACAAAGAUGCGUAACCAAUUCAGUCGUCCUUGCUGCUAUACAUACACACACACGUAACUUAUGCAUCCACGGGGCACCAGGCAGGCAGGCAGGCAGGCAGGCAUGUGCACUUAAAGCGGUUUACAGGUGCAUCAAUCACGGGUCGACAACCCGAGUAGGAACACCCACUAGCUCAAACAGGGCACUAGCGAUCGGGGCAUCGUACUACAUACACACCACACAACCGUCAAUCCAAUCACACGUCUCCCUUUAGAGGCCACUUGACGGACAGACAGACAGACACGCGUCGAGCAAACAAGACUCCAUUUAUUCAUUUACGGGUAUGCGCAUGUAGCCUGGCUGGCUGGCUGGCUGGCUGGCUGACAAAAUGGUGCCGCCCCAGCUGUACUUAGUCGAUGCAAUCUCGCUCGGUCAGGUAGUCAGGUAUAUAUCUGGCAUUGGUUCGUGGGUGGGGAAGUGGGUGGGGAGGUGGCGGUUCAAACGCUCACAGUGAUCGUAUUGGCGACAGACGGACGGGCAUGAUCUGUUGCAGACGCCACCACACACAAUCGCAUCCUUCAUGACUCGAGACACCCAUCCACCCACCCGCCCCAUCCCCCACUCUCUCUCUCUCUCUGUGUGUGUGUGACUUUCUGUAGGUCCCGUUGUUGUCAUCAUCCGUCACUAGCCAAUCCAGGCACGAAUCGAGGCAGCCAUGCAAUGAACCCAACCAAAAGCAAAAAACGCUCUGUCCUUUCCUUCCUUUCGUCCCCGCCUCCAUCCCGCCGUGCCUCCGUCCAUCUGUCCACCUGUCUGGCCAUUGCAUCACCAGGCCUGCCUCUGUGCGGCUGCGGCGAGCCUCGUACCCAGGACGUCUGGUGCGCACACCCCACCCGCAUCGCCUGUAGUGGUGCCAUUGGGCUGUCCGUGGGACUGGGUGUGGUACGUCAAGGGCGUCAUUUGCCUCUGCUGCUGCUGGUGGUGCUGGUGGUGGUGGUUGGUCUCUGCAGGGAGUGGGGGCGAUGGCGCUGACGCGUUGGUGUGGGUGGUGUUGUCAGGUUCGGCGGCCUCGGACGGCGUGGAUGCCGGAGGGGACGGCAGGGGAUGCACCGGCAACGAAUGCACAUGAUCCAACUUGCGCUUAAGGUAGGUGGAUACAACAGAGACAACAAAGACAGGGAGCGGGCAUCCAUGCAUGUGCGUGACAAUUAUUAAUACGACGGGUGUCGUUUGUACCACAGCCGCUUGUGUGUAGUGGUGCGACUCGCCGCACAGCAACAGCAACAGGGCCCGCGCAUCCUCGUAAGCGCGUUCCAUCACCAACCUACACAAUACAAGACAACACAAAGCAACACAACACAAGACAGCAGAGGUGACUGACGCCUUCAUUAUUGUCUGGCGUGUUGGUGCCGUCUGUUUGCGUUACUUGCUGAACAUGGGUAUGGGUGUUUGUGUGGCCGGUGCGUCCGGCUCGCUGCUCUCCUGCUCGAUCUUGUAACCACACAGAUCAGCAGACUCCUGCAUAUAUUCACACGUACACACAUAAGGUGGUACGUCUGUCUAUAAGGUGGUACGUCUGUCUGUCUGUGAGGUGCCUGCCUGCCUGCCUGACCUCGUGUGCCCAGGCCAGCGUGUAGGAGGCGAGAGGCAUCACCUGGGAGAUGAUAGCAUCACAUGGCCUCCCGCAGUACGUGUGUCAGGCGUCCAUCGUGCAUGUACGUAUGUGUGUAUGUGUGUUGGUAUUGACCUUCCUGAGGUAGUUGAGCUUGAUGGAGUGGAAGUGGAUGGCCUCGUCAAACUGAUACACGUCACGCAGCCCCUCGCAUAUCAAACCUGCCUGCAAUCACACACACACGCACACAAACAGACAGACAUACACCGCACACAUCGGUGUCACAGUGCCUGAAUUGGUUACCAGGUGUGCGAUGAUCCAGUGUUGUGUGAAUAUCUUGACAGCCUCGGUCCACACGGCAUGCAAAUCCUCCAGGUCGUUCUUGUCGCACUCGUCAAGACGCUUGUUGUACCUGCACAAUGCACGCGUACACAUAUAAAGUCAACGUAGCGCACUUGGUUCCUUUGUUCCUUCUCACAGCGAUUCCACGGUGGUGUAGCUCUUGAUGGCAUUGGGGGCGAUCACCGAACCGCACCUGAUCGAUCAGCAGACAUGAGGGACAAAAUAAAGGAAUGGUCGUGUGGCCGCCACAUGCAGACACGUGCCCCCGUCCAUGUUAGGUUUACGUGUCGCAUGGCGUGGCCUCCGUGACGGUCUCCACGUCGGUCGAGUCGUCAACAACGUCCUGAAAGGUUGUCGUCCCUGACAUGACAACAGGGGUUUAAGGUUCCAUGUGUACAUACUGCUGAACGUCUUGUGUGGGUGACCUAUGUUGCAGUUGGGACACCUGAACCCUCUCGCCUCGUCCCGAGGCAUCACACACCGACUGAAGCAAGCAAGCAACCAAUCAAUCAGUCAAUCAAUCAGUCGACCAGCACACAACCAGAGAUGAGUAUGCGGACUCGGUUCUUCCUGCAGGUCCCUGCCUACUCGCAUCUGCAGAUGAACCGCCAUCCCAGCAACUUCUCACGACGCACUGAUAUACGAAACAGCCAACUAGGGCGCAAGUGGCCCAUCGCUCUCUUCCUCCCCUCUCUGUUGAUGCGUAUGAUGUGUGUUCGCUGACUGUCAGUGGAUUUGAUGAGGUCGUCGUCGCCGAUGUAUGAGAUGGUCAGCUCGUCGCCCUCCUUCAACGCCACACGAGACCCUUCACACAUGCGCACAUACACGUGGAAAUAACACAUUCAGUUCUCGGGGGUUUGGUAUGGCAUACGCAAGACGUAUGCAUCGUUGUCGCCGUAGAGCCAGCAGCACGACGCCGCGCACGAAUGGGCCAUCAGAGACGUGCCUGCACUCAUAACACACAGCACACCCCCUGCCGAAACAUGCUCACACGCACAACAGAAUCCCCCUCUCCCCUGUACACUCACGGUUGUACAGCACGAGCCCUUCAGCCUCCGUGUGAUGACCUGACCGCACAACACGCGAAAACGCACAUGCGGGAAGGAAAAGACCACUUCCCUCCCUCCUCCCUCCCUCCCUCCCUCCCUCUGUCUGUCCCUUUGGAUGUACCGAAUGAGUUGUAUCUCCAUACGAUGAGCAUCUUCUGGUAGUGCAGUGGGUGGAUUGGGGUCUGGCUGCCCAACUCGUACCCAUAGCACGUCCAAGGCUUCGUGCGGCCCUCCCCUGUCUCGCACAGGUGCACCCAUGCCUGCAACUGAUCAUCCUUCCGCCGGGCCCCUCCUGCCAGCUUGCUGCUGCUGCUGAUGCUGGCGGCGCUGCCCUUGCGUGUGGGUGAGGCGUCGAGGGGGCACAGCUGCAGACGCUCCACCACUCGCAGGACGUCGGGCGACGGCUCGGCAAUCUCAUCGGGGUCUGACCCAGACGCAUGCAUACAGACAUAUAUGCACGCAUUCUCACACCCGGCCAAUGUCUGUGUGCGUGAUCUUCUGCACGUAUCGUACCUGGGAUGCAUUUAUCGAAGCACUUGUGCAGGUCGCGUUGUGACAUGUACUGGAGUGAGUAGAGUGCGGCAAAGUGCCAUAUGGGUGGCAGCUCGAGGGGCUUGUCCUCGUUGACCUUGACCAACUUGUCCCACAGCUGGGCAUCCAGCGAAGGCAGCGCCACCAACAACGGCUCCUCCUUGUACACCACCGUACCCGGCGCUAACGCACGACGCGUGAACAGACACCCUGCAGACAUUCACAAAUCCAUCCAUCGAGCCAUCGAUCGGAUGCAGGCAUGUGGUGUAUUAUAAGUCGUCCCUGGGUGUCUUACUUCCUUUGCCUUCGACCCGCCUGACCUCGACGGCCCUGUCGAUCUGCUCGUCGCUCCAGUUGGAGGGCGUGUCAUCCAUACAGCCACCACCACCAACGGACUGGCUUAGACUGUCGCCCGAGGCCCCCAUACUCUCACUCUGGCGGCCGGCUGGCCCAUCAUCCCCUGACGCACUGCUCGCCUGCACACGGUGGCCAUGCUGCUCCCGCUGAUGACGGCGCUGCUGGUGAUGACUUCCUCGCCCACUGCCCAGUUCGCGAACUGUCGUCCUGGAUGCGACCUCCACGGCACCGUCACGUGCACCGCCAUACUUCACCUUCAUUGAGUCAUUAGAGCGGCGGGUCGAGUCUUAGAUAAAACUCUGUGCGUGAGCGACAGACACUCCGGCGAGUCUUAAUACAUACACCUCUGGACCUUUGACAUUGCAGAAUCC